Molecule: messenger RNA, 2427 nt
Organism: Dendronephthya gigantea
Lineage: Eukaryota; Metazoa; Cnidaria; Anthozoa; Malacalcyonacea; Nephtheidae
Product: coiled-coil domain-containing protein 102A-like
Exons: 9
Coding region: 273-1922 (549 amino acids)
Cellular component (GO): myosin complex
Source: RefSeq, a predicted model, not a curated record
CUGAUUCAGAGAGUGACCAAGACCAAUCCAUUAAUUCCAAGAAGAAUUUUUUCAAUAGGACUUUGAUAAAUCACCACGUAACGCCACGACCCUCGCUCCAUUCUCGAGUUCUCCACUCGAAAGUGUUGAGCGCGUCAAUCAAUAUUUAUUUAACCUUAUUCAACCUUGCCACUCCAUUUCACUUAAACUAUCAGCAGGCGGGGUAUGGUAUACACCUGGGCAUGUUCAAAUAUCAAACAUAGUUCGAAGUGAACCGUAUCUCGCUCUGAUCUAUGCAAAACAUGCUCGAAGGAUACGAAGUUAGGUCGCUAUCGACUGCACCGGACUAUGCCAACGGCCAAGGAGGACUAAAUUUUCAAACAAGCAAAUCGUCGUGUGCGAAAAUGAAUCCGAGUUUGCACAAAGAGGAUAGUCCUGACAGCGCGGCGUUCAACAGCUCAGAACAGUUACAACUAAACGAGCUUCACGAAGCGAAGAUUCGCGCGGUUCAAAUGGAGAAGACGAUGCGCUGGUGGUCGGAUUGCACGGCAAAUUGGCGAGAGAAAUGGGGGCAAGUGAAGAACGAGCGCAACAAAGCUAGGGACGAUAUUAAAGUCCUCAAACAGAGACUCGAUGAUGCCAACCAUGAAAUUUAUCAGCUGAAACGAGAGAGGAACGAGUUCAGAGAAGGCAAUACUCAACUUCGCAAAGACGUCGAAAAAAUGGCCGCGGAGCUGAGGCGAGAUCGACGCGCGUUUGUGCCGCCAAUGAGGAUCGUGGAUGGCUCAAAUAUGCAUCUCUCGAGCAUGGUAAAAUCCCAGACGGACGCGACAGAAAUUUCACAAGAUGAAAAGCCCCCAAAGGACGGCAGCAUGGCAGCUUUAAUAACUGACGCACAGGCUUUUGUUGAGAUAACCAAAGCCCACGAAGCCGAUAAGAAAUUCUUGGAUGUAGAGCAAUCUUUAAAUUCUGCUCAAGAACAGAAUGCGGUGAUGCUUGAUGGUUGCAAGAAAACGAGAGAAGACGACAGUUUUUUGAGUGAAAUGAAAAAAGAGUUGGAAAGUUUGAAAGAAAAGCUUCAAAAUACCGAGUCCCAAGUCACAGAGGAAAUACGGUCGAAGGAAAAUUUAUCAAAAACAGUCGACAAACUCACAGCAGACAUAGAAGAUUUGAAAACUUCCCUUCUGGAUGAAACGAAUGCCAAGGAGAACGCAAUAAACGAAUUGAAUUGUUUAAAAGAAGAGUUGGAAAAGAAAGAAAAUGAAAAAGCGAAUGCAAGUAACGAUAAGAUUCCUAACGGAAACGUUCGUGUUGCCUACAGCACCAAUAGCGUGGAUAGAAAAGUCAAAGACCUUCGGCUAGAGAUCGAGAGAUUACAAAAAGACAAUGCCUCAGAAUGGAACAAACGCGAGAAAUUAGAAACCCAAAAGUUAAAUGCAGAAAGGGAAAAUAAGAAACUUCGUCAUCAAAUAACGGACUUAAGCAAUGAAAUGAAGACGAAAGUGGAUGAAAUCACACAGGCUACCGAUUUCAAACUAAAGCAAGUCCAAACAGAGCUUGAAGACAAGAAAAAGGAGCUGGCUGAUUUAAAACUGGCUCACAUGAAGUUAAAAAAAGUUUACCAAGACAAAAAAGAAGAUAUUUUGCACAACAAGACACGGGUGGAUCAACAUGAAGAUGAGAUUAAAAAACUUCGCGGAAGAGUUGACGAACUCAAAAUGAAACUAACCACAGCCGAAGACGAGGUUGACCAAAAAGAAAAUUUAUCUCGAAAAUUACAGAGACAAUUGGACGAUCAAACCCAACAAUGUCACGUGCUUCGAGUCCAGAUGGAACAUUUACAGUCCAGAUGGACACAAAUGACCAAAUCAUCACGAACACUAAAACGAGGCGACCGGCACAGCUGCACGGAUGACGACGAUUUACUGGAAAUAGAUCUAUGAACUAAAUUGAAUUCUAAAUCCUAAAUUUGGCACAUUUUUGUAAAGUUGGAUGGGAUAUACUAUACAAGAUAGAAGCGAUUAUUUAGCAUAAUUUUAAAAUUAGUUUUAGAUAGGGCAAUGUGAGGAUCAGGCGAAAAGACCUGCGCCCAACAAUGAGGAAUUUCGUUUUCGCCAAUCAGAAAAUUUGUUUAUGGCGAUUAGUUAAAAACGAAAUUUCUCAUUGUUUCUGUGCGCGAUUAUAUGAUUGCUUUGAACACAAGAGUUUUUUGUGAAAAAGCGUAGGCCUGGAGUCGUACAUUUUUUCUAUAAAAACUGGAUGUUGACGAAAUAAAAGCAGCAUUAAAAGCCAUUAUGUAAUAGUUUUCUAUUUUUUGAUAUUAAAACCAAACAGUUCCAAUUCCUAACUGUCCUGUCUUGAGUGGUUUUUGCAAAAACAUCUGGUAAAGAAUGACAUUGUCGUGUUUCAACACAAAAGUGUAAAAUAAUGUUUGUCUCUCGGCUGUGA